This is a messenger RNA of Morone saxatilis (striped sea-bass), 1377 nucleotides long. It is a transcript of the gene cbr1, whose product is annotated as carbonyl reductase 1. Gene Ontology annotation, molecular function: carbonyl reductase (NADPH) activity. The transcript is spliced from 6 exons. The record is from RefSeq and is a predicted model, not a curated record. Bases 105 to 767 code for a protein of 220 amino acids. Lineage: Eukaryota; Metazoa; Chordata; Actinopteri; Moronidae.
GAGCUCUCUGCAAGCAGUACCAAGGAGACGUUUACCUCACCGCCAGAGAUGUCGGCCGUGGUCAGGAGGCUGUGGAGUCUCUGGCCUCAGAAGGACUGAAGGCCAUGUUUCAUCAGCUGGACAUCAACGACCUGAACAGCAUCACUACCGCUGCUGCUUACUUUAAAGAGAAGUAUGGAGGGGUGGACGUCCUCGUCAAUAAUGCUGGCAUAGCAUUUAAAAUGGCAGACACCACCACAUUUGACAUACAGGCAGAGGUGACCCUCAAGACAAACUUCUUCGCCACCAGAGACAUGUUGACUCACUUCCUGCCGAUCGUCAGAGCCGGAGGUCGCGUGGUGAACGUCUCCAGCUUCGUCGGCUCCCGCACUCUGAACCAGUGCAGCCCGGAACUGCAGCAGCGUUUCCGCAGCGAGGACAUCACGGAGGAGGAGCUGGUGGGACUGAUGCAGCAAUUCGUCGACAAGGCCAAGAAGGGCGAGCACAAGCACGGCGGCUGGCCUGAAACAGCGUAUGGAGUGUCCAAAACUGGACUGACGACCCUGUCCAUGAUCCUGGCUCGUCGCCUGUCCAAGGAGAGACGGAAUGACGGGAUCUUGCUGAAUGCCUGCUGUCCCGGCUGGGUGCGCACCGACAUGGCAGGGGACAAAGCCCCAAAGUCACCAGACGAGGGCGCUAUCACCCCGGUCUACCUGGCACUGCUGCCGGCCGGAGCCACAGAUCCUCAUGGGAAAUUUGUCUCCGAUAAAGAAGUUCAGCCAUGGUGAAAGGGUUAAAAUGACCCGUGUGUGUGUGAGUGAAUCAAUGAAAGAGUAAAUUGCCAAAAAUGUAAAAAAAGUCCUUCAAAAUAGAAUUUCUUUCCAAAAAAGAAACAUGUUUGAUUAAACAUUUAAAAAAACAAUCUCGGAAAACUAUUGCAAGCAUUAACGUAACACAGUAACAUUAACCCUACACAUAAUGACUUUAUACUUUAUAAGCUCAUGCCUGGACUUUCUUAGGCUUUUUAACUGUUUUAGUUUAGCAGUUAAACCAAAUGCUGAUAGAGAUAACAUCAAAAUUACUGACAUGAUUCCAGGGAACAUUGACGUGUGUGUGUGUGUGUGUGUGUGUGUGUGUGUCUGCUUGUCAUGCGCAGCAAUAAUCAUGCAUGAAACUACCGAAGUGCUGGCUUAUUGCUGGUGGGUUGUUUUGAUAAAACACCACUUUCACUUUGCCUUCAGUGGUUAAAAGUUUUUGUUUUAAUAUUUUUUACAUGGAAAAAGAAAAACUUGCCUUAACUGGAUGAAACGUAAUUGUUGUGUAAUCAAAGAAAAUAAAAAGCUUUUCUACAAUACUCUGCUUGUGAAACUGAACAAUAAAUGAAUGAAUCCCAAAUUC